Messenger RNA from Alnus glutinosa, 1215 nucleotides. RefSeq names its product ubiquitin-conjugating enzyme E2 2-like. Gene Ontology annotation, biological process: protein polyubiquitination; DNA repair; proteasome-mediated ubiquitin-dependent protein catabolic process. The coding region runs from base 172 to 630 and encodes 152 amino acids. The transcript is spliced from 5 exons. Gene Ontology annotation, molecular function: ubiquitin conjugating enzyme activity. The record is from RefSeq and is a predicted model, not a curated record. NCBI's taxonomy places the organism in Eukaryota, Viridiplantae, Streptophyta, Magnoliopsida, Fagales, Betulaceae.
GGACGAGUUCUGACCUGUUGAAGUACAGCAGAAAGCAUUAAUCAAUUUGUUUUUCUUUCCAUCUUUGUCCCUAUGAAUUUUCCUUACAUAUCUCUCUCCAAGACUGCGACUUUCCCUUUCUGAGAUAAGAAUAAGUAUCUGAAAGAGAAUCUAAGAGAGAGCCAAUCUAUCAUGUCGACCUCCGCAAGGAAGCGGCUGAUGAGAGAUUUCAAGCGGCUUCAGCAGGAUCCACCUGCUGGCAUCAGUGGGGCCCCUCAGGACAACAACAUCAUGCUCUGGAACGCUGUCAUUUUUGGGCCUGACGAGACCUCUUGGGAUGGAGGUACGUUCAAGCUGACUCUGCAAUUCAUAGAGGAUUAUCCAAAUAAACCUCCAACCGUUCGGUUUGUCUCACGGAUGUUUCACCCAAAUAUUUAUGCAGAUGGAAGUAUUUGCUUGGAUAUUUUACAAAAUCAGUGGAGUCCUAUAUAUGAUGUUGCAGCUAUACUCACUUCUAUUCAGUCCCUGCUCUGUGAUCCAAAUCCGAACUCUCCUGCAAACUCGGAAGCAGCUCGCAUGUUCAGCGAGAAUAGGCGGGAAUACAACCGAAGAGUGCGUGAAAUAGUGGAGCAGAGCUGGACAGCUGACUGAACCCAAGAAAAGAACCAGCAGCCUCUGUCAUUCUGUGAAGACAAAAGAGGAAGUCGUGUUGGUGUUGUUGGGCCUCCUGAAGGUUCACAAAACUUCCAGUUUCAUGAUAGCGUGCUUUAUAAUUUGGUUUUGCAUCCCUUGUUCUUAGAUGAUUUAUUUGGAUUCUCUGAUUUCUUCCUUUUAGACAGCUCUACUUUUUUCCAAAUUCUUGUUCAAGCUUUCUUCUCAGUCGUAUGUUUUUCCUUGGAGUAAUGUUAUUUAGUAGACUUUUGUAUAAUUGUCAUACAGUUGGAUGACGUCACAGUAAAAAUUAUUCUUUGGAUCAGCAUUUGUAAAAACAAAAUAAAAAUAAUCAAAUGUUGAUUUUCACUGUCACGUCAUCCUAAUUUUCUGUGACAGUCGUACCUGAGUUUAGUAAGUAGAAUUACUCUAUCCUUGUAACAUAUGUAUAGGAAGUGAUGUUGUAGAGGGAUAAAGAGAGGAGCUGGACCUUUACUUCUUCCCUUCAUAGAAUUGAAACAAUGUGAGUCACUGUUUAGGAACUCAACUGGCUUGAUAAUUAUAGGAUCUUCUAAUUUGUUUGUA